This is a messenger RNA of Rattus norvegicus (Norway rat), 3441 nucleotides long. RefSeq names its product ADAM metallopeptidase domain 30 (gene Adam30). Gene Ontology annotation, molecular function: metalloendopeptidase activity; metallopeptidase activity. NCBI's taxonomy places the organism in Eukaryota, Metazoa, Chordata, Mammalia, Rodentia, Muridae. The transcript has a single exon. The record is from RefSeq and is marked provisional. The coding region runs from base 42 to 2222 and encodes 726 amino acids. Gene Ontology annotation, cellular component: sperm head plasma membrane; external side of plasma membrane; membrane. Gene Ontology annotation, biological process: proteolysis.
UGAGUCUAGAACAAACCAAGUGGGGAUAAACAGAACCGAUCAUGAGGUCAGUGUGGGCCUCCCUCCCCCAACACCGCUGGCUGCUUCUGGCGAUGCUCUUUCUUGAGGCUAUGGCCGAAGACCUACUAUUUGACCCUGACUGGGGCUUCGACUCGUAUGAAAUCACCAUUCCCAAAGUACUAAGCUUGAGGAAAGAGGCGCAGGGUGUCGACAGUUCUUUGUCAUACCUCUUACAGAUAGAAGGCAAGGAGCGUGUGGUGCACUUGCGGCCCAAGAAGUUACUGCUGCCCAGACACCUGCCAGUUUUCUCCUUCACCCAAGAGGACAGUCUGAUAGAGGACUACCCACAUAUUCCAGACCAGUGUAAUUACGUGGGCUUCGUGGAGGGCUCUCAGGAAGCCGAAUCUACUCUGAGUACAUGCAUGGGGGGUCUGCGAGGCGUCUUGAACAUUGACUCCAGAUACUACCAAAUCGAACCCCUCAGGGCCUCUUCCCGUUUUGAACAUGUAGUGUAUCUCCUAACUGAGGACAACUUCGGCAAUGAGACCUGUGGUGUGGUUGAUGAAGAAACAGAUGGGCAAACAGCCGAGGAAGAGGAAGUGGCUAGAAUAAAAAACUUUCAUCAGUCCUACAAGCACCAAAGGUACUUGGAAUUGGUCAUGGUCUUUGACCUGAGUAGAUAUGUGUUUACCCGAGGCAAUAUGACUAGAAUGGUAGAGGACGCCAUUCUCUUGGCUUCAAUUGCAGACACCUACUUUCAGGAUGUCAGCUUGAAGAUUCAACUGAAGGCGCUUGAAGUCUGGACGCAGUUUGACAAAAUACAUCUUUAUUAUUCCUCUUUAUCCCAAGUGUUAGGCCAAUUUGUGCUUUACAAAAGAGCUUCGCUGCAUCACCGGCUUCCUGCGGACUGGGCACAUUUAUACAUUGCAAGGAGAUACAGUGAUGCUACUGCGUGGUCUUGGGGAAGGGCAUGUGAAGAAUUCCAUGCUGGAUCCGCAAGCAGCUUCCUCAACGUUAAUCUCCUGGGACCUGCCACUUGGACUGCUCACGAAAUGGGCCAUUGUGUGGGGAUGUAUCAUGAUGAGGAAUUCUGUCAGUGCAGAGGCAGGAAGAGCUGUGUCAUGGGUACAGGACGUACAGGGUUUAGUAACUGUAGUUACCAUCAGUAUUUUUUACACGCGUCUUACAAAAUGUCCUAUUGUCUAUCUGACUUCCCAAAGCUGCAUAUAGUAGAGAGGUGUGGAAAUAAAAUUGUGGAAAACAAGGAGGAGUGUGACUGCGGCUCCGAAGAAGAGUGCAAAAGCGACCUGUGCUGCGGGCCAGACUGUAAGUGGAAAGAGGGCGUCAACUGCUCCUCCGGGCUCUGUUGUCAUAAGUGCAACUUUCUUCCAUCGGGCUAUGUGUGCAGGGAGGAAGAAAAUGAAUGCGACCUCGCAGAGUACUGUGACGGGCUCUCAGGUUUCUGUCCGAAAGACUAUUACAAGCAGGAUGGGACUCCGUGCAGGUAUGGAGGCUUUUGCUUCCAUAAGGGGUGCAGAUCCAGGUACUUGCAGUGCCAGGCCAUUUUUGGACGUAGAGCCAAGGAGGCCCCUCGCCAGUGUUACGAUGCAGUUAACAUGAUAGGUGACCAGUCUGGGAACUGUGGCAUUGUAAAUGCUACCCGAUACACCAAGUGUCAUAGAGACAACACGAUCUGUGGUCGGCUCCAGUGUGUAAACAUUAAAGCCCUCUCCAGAUUUCCUGAUCACACCCUUCUACUGAGCACCCACCUGAAGAAAGACAAUCUCAAGUGCUGGGGCACGAGCUACCAUGGGACCAUGAUACCGCACGGGGUACCCGACAUAGGUGAUGUCAACGACGGUACCUCCUGCGGUCCUAACCGGGUGUGCCUUAACAGGACUUGCGUUGACUACGCCACCCUGAAGUUCGACUGUUUGCCUAAAAAGUGCAAUAGCCGGGGUGUUUGCAACAACAAAAAGAACUGCCAUUGCACAUAUGGCUGGGAACCCCCAUUCUGUGUGGAGGUAGGGUACGGUGGGAGCAUUGACAGUGGGCCCCCUGGACCCAGGGCGAGACUCGCAAAGGUUCACGUGCUGUACAUGCUGCGUACUAUUCUGUUCAUCUUUUCUGUGAUCGUUGUGUGUUUUACGCAGCGAAUGAAAAAUUUGUUUCGUAAGCGCCAGCAAAAAAACCCAGCUGAGACUCAGGGGAAGAAGAGGUGAGGGGGAGGGGCUGAGAGGCGAGGAGGGAGGGGGGGAAACUGUGAUCAGGAUGUAAAGUAAAUACAUUAAUGAAUGGAUGAAAAAAGAAUAAUCCCUUUGUUUCGCAUUCACACAGGGGUGACUUGGGCAUUUCUGUACUCAUGGCUCAUGUUGAAGUCCUACUGGCUGCCAUACAUUGUAGUGGGACUCUCUGGAUCCACCGGUUAAAUGCUGACACAGAGACUUACUAACUUUUAUGAUAAUUUAGGCCUUUAGCUGGGCAGACUCUCAGCUCAGUCUAAAUCGAUGUGACUGUCCUAGCCCACGACCUGCCAUGUGCCCAGUCAACUCUGCGUCUGCUCACAUCCAGCCGCCUCUGUGUCCCACUCGUGAACCCCCACUUCUAAUUUUGUCCUCCUGGAGACCCUCUCUCAGCUCAGAAGUUCCGCCUUCCCCUGUCUGCCUAGCUGUUAUCCAUUAGCUCUUAUUAAGCCAUUCGACAAGUGAGGAAGGUGAAUGUUUAUGAACUAUGAGGCCAUAAGAACAGCAAUUCUCAGCUCUCUGCUGGCACAACAAUCAACGGUGGGAUAGACAGAGGCGACCUUCACACAGUGCACCCCGACAAUGCACAGUUCUUGCUUAGGAUCCUUAUUUAACUGUCCAAUCAGUGCUAUACAGCUGGGUCACAACAGUAACUUGAGAUUCCUCUGUUUAUCCCAGAUGCGUUUCCUAGGCUUCCUUCUCACAGACAAAACUCUUAAAAACUCCCCAGGAGCGGAGGGUAACAGAGUGAGGUUAAAUCUGUACCACAUUCCUUCCUAAUGUUAGCGAAUGUACUUACAUUAGCUUUACUUAAGCCAUCAAAAUAUAAAAGAUGGUUCAAAUGUUUAAAAAAAAAAUAAGGGGCUGGGGAUUUAGCUCAGUGGUAGAGCGCUUACCUAGGAAGCGCAAGGCCCUGGGUUCGGUCCCCAGCUCCGAAAAAAAGAACCAAAAUAAAUAAAUAAAUAAAUAAAAGCAAAACCAAAAAUAAAACAAAACAAACAGUCAAGACUCUAUCUAAAACAAAGAAAUGUCAGGUCACAAUGUCACCAGCAAUCCUGUCACCUAAUACAUUUGGUCAUUUAACAAGUUCAUCACUUAUUCAAAUGACUCUUGGUUCUUUUCCCAGAAUGAUGUCACGCAAAUUUCCCAUACAUUUCAAAUCAGAAAAAAAAAAAAAAGAAAUGAUGUUAUUGUUUGG